Trichoderma gamsii is the source of this 1863-nucleotide messenger RNA. RefSeq lists its product as hypothetical. The transcript is spliced from 4 exons. NCBI's taxonomy places the organism in Eukaryota, Fungi, Ascomycota, Sordariomycetes, Hypocreales, Hypocreaceae. Gene Ontology annotation, cellular component: nucleus. The record is from RefSeq and is a predicted model, not a curated record. Gene Ontology annotation, molecular function: transcription cis-regulatory region binding; DNA-binding transcription factor activity, RNA polymerase II-specific. Bases 1 to 1863 code for a protein of 620 amino acids. Gene Ontology annotation, biological process: regulation of DNA-templated transcription.
AUGCGCCCGGCUCGGGAAGCACUAAUUUACUUGUGCCUUUUGCCGUCUGCCGUCUAUAGUGGCAGUAAUAGUCGAGUUGUUGCGCUGGAGAAUAGAGUCGAGGAACUCGUGGCACAACUCAAUGCCAUAAGAAACGGGGCCACUCAACAUGCUCCCACAUCCUCUUCUACAGAUGGCUUGACUCCAAGCACAGGGGACUUGACGAUUCCAGAUGAUCCGGAAUUGCUGGACCCCGACUCCGAAGGCUAUCAUGGCCGUGAACCCCCAACGACAUCCGUCCUGGAAGGUCUCCCCGACAUUGUCGACCGCGGCUUUCUCAGCAUCUCAGAAGCAGAGAAUCUAGUCUCCCGAUUCAAAUCCCGCUUCGUGUGGACGUUCCCCUUCGUUGUGCUGGAUCCCUCCCAAACCGUCGCGGAUCUGCGCAAGGAGGAGCCGCUCCUCUUCCUCGCCGUCAUCGCGGCCACCAUCGCCAGCGCGCAUCCCAUCCGGAAACUCCUCGCGGAUGAAAUCAUGCAGCACGUCACGUCGCGCAUCGUGGCGAGCUCAGAGAGGAACUUGGGCCUCGUGCGGGCGCUGCUAGUGCUGUGCGCGUGGUAUCGGUAUCCUGCGCAAAAGGGCAACGUGCAGCUUGUGCUGCUGAUUACGAUGUGUGCGACGAUGGUGCAUGAUUUGGGGCUGCAUCGACUGAAGGCGGAGUUGACGACGGAUCAGCAGAGAGCGCUGUUGGGGACGUAUCUCGUUAGUUCGAGUUUACCGAGGGUGAUGAAUCGCCCGUCUGGCAUGGCAAACAGCAAGAAGAUUGAGGAAUGCUGCAACAACAUGGCUGCAUCGACCGAGUAUCCCUCUGACAGAUACAUCCGGCCAAUUAUCCUCACCCAGUCUUUUAUAAACACCAUCGACGUCAACUUUGGUGAGCUCGGAGAGAUAGCCUACGAAGAAUCUCUAGUUAGAAUCAUGCUAGGGGCCAAGCUGCGGGAAUUCGAGAGUCUGAAAGUCACUCUAGAGAAUGACUUAUCCAAAUGUCCAAACCCACUCACCAGCAUACACAUUUGCAACAUGCACUUCAUCGACAUCGCUAUCCGAAGCAUGUCCCUCGGCGAUGAGCAUGCCUGCUACCAGAAUCGCCACGCUGCUGUUCCAUCCUCCGCCUUUGAAGCGUUCAAGGUGUCCGCGUACAGAUCGUCGCUCCUCUGGCAUCUCAUCCGCUACACCAAAGCCCUCAUCCAGACCUAUAUUGAGAUACCCGACGCCGAACUGCCCCAAAUCACCGUCUUCACCCUCACCCAGAUCUGCGCCUCUCUCGUGAUCUUACCGAGAUCCGUGUCUUUUCUCCUGAAGCUCAUCGUCGCCAAACAAAGUCCUCACCAUGGCGGUCGUACUUGGCCCGUCCGGGGCGAGACGUUGGAUGAGGCGCGGGCAGUUGUCGAAGAAGCGGAUUUCCUUAAUCUUGUGGUGAGACUGUACGAGAGGCUGCGGGUGCUGAUUGUUGGCCUUACGGCGCAGGAGAUGGGAUUGGAUGUUGCUGGGACGUUGUGCUGUCAUAUGAAUGUGCUGGCGAGCUGGUAUGCGCCACGGGUGCAGGCGAUCCUGGGCGUUGAUCUGGUGGACAAGUAUCCGUUGACGUCUAUUACUCCCCAUCCCGAUGCUGUUGUCAACGGUACCAAUACCGCCAACACCGCUAAUAGUGGCAAUAGCACUACUGCUUCGAUUCCACCACUGGUUGAUCAGAGCACAGAAAGGACCGGGGCGACAUAUCUGCAGCAAGGGUAUCCUGGGGCUUAUACGGGCGCCGAGGACGGCCUCAACUUGUUUAGCGAUGAGAUGUGGGCUUCUGUGCUGGACAGCUUUACUAAUUUCGUGUAA